Molecule: messenger RNA, 1342 nt
Organism: Salvelinus sp. IW2-2015
Lineage: Eukaryota; Metazoa; Chordata; Actinopteri; Salmoniformes; Salmonidae
Product: COP9 signalosome complex subunit 6
Exons: 10
Coding region: 65-1015 (316 amino acids)
Biological process (GO): protein deneddylation
Cellular component (GO): COP9 signalosome
Molecular function (GO): protein binding; metallopeptidase activity
Source: RefSeq, a predicted model, not a curated record
GCCCCUUAGCGUUUGGGGAAAAAGCAUUGUUCUAUUGCGCUUGCGCAGCUGUCAGUAGGACAAGAUGGCGACGAGCAACGGUGGUGGAAUGGAAGUGGAUGGGGCCGCCAGCCCCAGUGUUAUGGCGUCUGGGGUCACCGGCAGUGUCUCUGUUGCCCUGCAUCCUCUAGUCAUCCUCAACAUCUCAGACCACUGGAUUCGCAUCCGCUCCCAGGAGGGGCGGCCCAUGCAGGUGAUUGGCGCACUGAUCGGGAAGCAGGAGGGUAGAAACAUCGAGGUGAUGAACUCCUUUGAGCUGCUUCAUCAAUUGGUAGAUGACCGAGCACACAUUGACAAGGAGUACUACUACACCAAGGAGGAGCAAUUCAAACAGGUUUUCAAGGACAUGGAGUUCCUGGGCUGGUAUACCACAGGCGGUCCUUGUGACCAAUCAGACAUCCACAUUCACAAGCAGGUGUGUGAGAUCAUUGAGAGUCCUCUCUUCCUCAAGCUCAACCCAAUGACCAAACACACAGAUCUCCCUGUCAAUGUGUACGAGUCUGUCAUCGACAUCAUCAACGGAGAGGCGACCAUGUUGUUUGCUGAGCUGGGGUACACUCUGGCCACAGAAGAGGCGGAGCGAAUCGGAGUGGACCACGUGGCUCGCAUGACAGCCACUGGCACAGGGGAGAAUUCAACGGUGGCAGAACACCUCAUAGCCCAACACAGUGCAAUUAAGAUGCUACACAGCAGGGUGAAAGUCAUCCUGGAAUACGUCAAAGCAGUGGAAGCAGGAGAGGUGCCGUUUAACCACGAGAUCCUCCGAGAAGCCAAUGCUUUGUGCCAUAGACUGCCUGUUCUCAGCACCAUCAAAUUCAAGACCGACUUCUACGAUCAAUGCAAUGACGUGGGCCUCAUGGCUUACCUAGGUACCAUCACCAAGACCUGCAACAGCAUGAACCAGUUCAUCAACAAGUUCAACGUGUUGUACGAUCGACAGGGCAUCGGCCGGAGGAUGAGAGGACUGUUCUUCUGAGCGACACAGAGAGUGGGAGAGAGAGAGAGAGGGAAUGAAAGAAGAGACGAAGAGGUCACAAGCACGGCAAAUGUUAAUUUGCUUGURUGUAUUUUGUUAGUUGUGUCUCAUCAAACCAGUUUACUGUUUUCAAAGGUAGCAAAUGCUAGAAGUGUCUCAGACGACUUGUCUACCCCAUAAAAUCACACACAGACUUCUCACUCGCAGUUUAAGGUUUGUGACUAUGCACAUUAACGAAUCCAUGUACACGAACAGAAAUUACUUUUUUUCCCUUUCGCUUUGUUUUGUUCCAUGUUUCUGUAAGUAAUAAAUGAUCUGCUGAUUUUU